AUGUGUGUAAUUAUUACUAAAGCUAUUGCAUCUUCAAUUGAACUAGAAACUUUUGAUUCUAUAAGUUCUAAUAAAAGAAAUUCUUGUUAUAAUGUAGCUAAUUAUCUCAGUCAAGUAAUGCAAGAAACUCCUCCAUCUUUAGUAGGAUAUUUUGAGUUAAUAAAUGCUUUAGAAAAUCCAGACUAUGCUGAAGAUAUAGAAACCAAAACGAAAAUGGCUCUAGAGGGAAUGGAUAGUAUAAUGCAAGAAAUUCCUACGCAAUUUAUUGGGGUAUUAUUUUAUUCUUGUACAGUGAAGGAUAUAGAUACUCUACUUACUGCAGUAGUACGAAAUGGCUUAUUUCAGGCUACUAGAGAGCUAAUAUCACGAAAAAUAUAUAGUACACAGCAUAUUUUAUAUGCAAGAGAUAAAUACAAGGAUAAUGUUAUUCAUUUAUCUGUUCGUGCAGAGUCUGUAGCAAUGAUAGAUAUUAUAUGGAAGACAAUAGCAAGUGAAAUCCGAUACCUCCUAGAUGAAAAAAAUAGUAUUGGGCAACGACCAAUAGAUCUGUCAGAGGAAUUGCGUUGUACUACUUGCACAACAAGAUUAAAGGAAAUAUAUAGACUAACAUCACAUGCUCAUUUAUCGGCAUUACCCCCCCCUCCCCCUAUUCCUGAUGUUCCUGAACUAGAAGUUUUAAAAGAUGUAAGGCAAAAUGAAUCUCAAAAAUUUAAAGAAAAAAAACUUUAUUAA
Messenger RNA from Cryptosporidium muris RN66, 732 nucleotides. RefSeq lists its product as uncharacterized. NCBI's taxonomy places the organism in Eukaryota, Apicomplexa, Conoidasida, Eucoccidiorida, Cryptosporidiidae. The record is from RefSeq and is a predicted model, not a curated record. Bases 1 to 732 code for a protein of 243 amino acids. The transcript is spliced from 5 exons.